Molecule: messenger RNA, 461 nt
Organism: Plectropomus leopardus (leopard coralgrouper)
Lineage: Eukaryota; Metazoa; Chordata; Actinopteri; Perciformes; Serranidae
Source: RefSeq, a predicted model, not a curated record
UGGUUUAAUCCAGGUGAAAGUUCAUCAGUGUCUCGAACAUGAUGGCGGCUGCUGUGUUUUGGAGGAGCGGGGGACUUUUUAGAUCAGUGAGGACUUCACUUCACAGGUCCUGGCUCCACGGCUCGGCGGCGCUGCCUCAGCAGGCCGGCUCCGCGCUGCCGCAGUCGCGGUUCUUCCCGCCGCUCGAAGGCGUCAUGCUGCCGACGGGAAGCUUCAACAACAAGGUGGCCUUCAUCACAGGAGGGGGGACCGGACUGGGCCGAGCCAUGACCGCCACCCUGUCACAGCUGGGCGCGCAGUGUGUCAUCGCCAGCAGGAAGUUGGACGUCCUGCAGAAAACAGCUGAGGAGAUCAGCAGCCAGACUGGCAACAAGGUCCAUGCAGUUCAGUGUGAUGUCAGAGAUCCUAAAGCCGUCGCUCAGUGCGUCGACCAGAUAGAAACUCUGGCGGGACUUCCUGAU